AUGAGAGCAGGCGCGCUUCUGGCGCUGGUCGUGAUGAGCUCACUCCACGGCACUUGUCGCCUCGCGCUCGCCUCGCCCCUCCACGAGAUAGAACUUUAUAACGAAGCUCCAAAAUCCUCACCUACCGUGGAACUGAUGAUCCCGUUGCUGUUGGGUGCGGCGGACUCGAGCGAGCGAAACAACCGCGCCCGGCAUGACGACGACGGGCCAUUCAGUAACAUACCCGACAGUGCCUUCACGUUGGACGAGGGCAUCCGCGUGAAUGUUGACCCUGCACCGCUGCCCACGCCUUCGCCAACCCCCGCCUAUAAGGGGGACAAAGCUGGCAAUGAUAAGUUCGAUUACUAUCGGCCGCGAUCAAUAUAUUUGGGUAGCUCGGAGCAACAGACCGAACAGCCGCCGGACAUAUGGCGUGCGUGUCAAGGACUGGCGCGGGAGCGGACUGGCCCGGCGUAUGAUGUGUUGCUACUGCUGUGUGCCGAGUUACUGGACGUGGCCGGUCCGAACACACAACGAGCACAAUUGUUACCACUCGCCAGUGAGGUCGCGGAGUCCAGUACUCCGUGCACGUGCUGUAGCGAGACGCAGCUCCUGGACCAGCGAGCGCGACGUGACUUCAUGCCGAUGGGCGAGGAUGCCGACAAGGUGCUGCGGUAUAUAAGAGGGCCGCACAGACGGCGACCUCCGAUAAUGCCGCCACCACCGUGGGCGGGUGACAUACAAGAUUAA
Molecule: messenger RNA, 729 nt
Organism: Spodoptera littoralis (African cotton leafworm)
Lineage: Eukaryota; Metazoa; Arthropoda; Insecta; Lepidoptera; Noctuidae
Source: the annotation of a GenBank genome assembly